AAUAUAGUUUCAGUUUUUGUAAUAAUUGGAGCAAAAUUUGAAGAUUUCAAAGUAUUUGCUAUUGAAUACAACGACAGAUUUGUUCCUAGCUCCAGUAGUUUGAUAAAUAUUAGUGUUUUCAAGUCAUUUUUUAAAAAUAAAUGAUGAAUAUUUUGUUAUUUCAUGUGACAAACCCUGCAAUAGAAGGGAAAUAAAAAAUUAAUUCUCUUAUUAAAUUCCUCAAAACAUCAAAUUAACAAUACUUUCAAUGCACCGCCAUAUCAAGCAAAAUACUUUCAACUUUGCAAACCGAAACCGAUGCCAAAAAUCAUUGCCUUCCGGCUCGAGUACAAGAACAAGCUAAAUUCCUUCCUUCAUUCCAACCUAGACGGAAGCGAUGGAAACGAUUUCAACACUCCAUCUUCCAGAGAUGACACAGAGGCGUAGGGUUAGGAUUUAUCAUAGCGAGCGAAACGCACCGAGCGAAAGAUGGAAAAAUACACUCCCAAUCCCUUUCCCCCCUGGGUACGGACAAACCGAUCGGCAAACGUAACGGACGGGCCAAUAAAGCAGGAAAAACAAAAACCCGGCGAACGAAAACGAUGCUCCAUUUCAGUUCGUUUGGGGGUUUGCUUACUUGGUAGAUGUGCUUGCUACCAUCGUGUGUGUGUCAGUGUACGCGUGUAUACAUAAGCUACAACGACACCGACAACUACCACGACGACGAUGAUGAUGAUGACGACGAUGACGACGGCGCGCGUCUUUGGGGACCGGCAGCAUCGAGAAGCUUUCCGCCGGCGAAAUCAGUUUCCAUCUGGACGGUAACGCGUUUGGUUGCGUUUCGGGGUUUUUCCGAUUCGAGUGUGUUUCCCGUCGUGCUGUGUGAAGCUGUACCGUGCCUUCAAAUGGGGUCUGGGAAUGGGUGGUUUAAACAGGUAGAAACAGUGUGUUGUGAUGUGAAGUAAAAAUUUGCCAAUAGUGUGUUUUUGCCAAAAUGUAUAAAAGUGUUCAAAUGUUCUAAUUGCUUGAGUUAGAAAUAGUAUUAAGGUAUUCAUUGCGAGUGAUUUAAAGAUGUGCAUGAAUUAUGAAAUUGUUCCGUCAAAGUGAUUGUGCAUUUAACAUAUAUUAAAGGUUACAUGAUUGUUUCAAAAUAGUUCCUACUCCGUCGUCAAAAAAGAAAAAAAAAGUGAUUUCAAUCAAUUUCCGCCAUUGUGCGUUGUGGGCACUGUGCAUUAUUUAAUAGCCAUUUACCACGAAAAGUGAUCGUUCGCCCGUUUGUGUGCGUUAAACCCGCGGGGGCAAUGUACAAGUGGUGCCAACAUUGUGACGCUUUAAAGCGCGCCGAGUGCCGACGGUUCGAUGUACAUCGAUCGUCAACCCGGGGCCUUGCUGACCCCGGUUCCGUGUAGGUUGUGAAGUGAAUUUUUAAUGAUUCGCCCGCGUUUUGAUUCGAGCACCCGCCGCCCCCCUAGCAAAAGUGUGAGUGAGAGAAAAUUUGCGGAAAAAUUGAAAACCUACACUACUGCCCCGCCGAUUGCUGCACAUGGCGAACGAAACAAUGCCAGCUACACCGACUGCGGCUGCGAUUGCAGCGGACGACGGUUCCGGUGGGUCACCGUUCGGCGAGGCAAAUGUGACCGGAAUUUCGGUGGAAAACCCUUCGCUGGUGGAGGGGCUGCUGGCGCUGGCAAUGAAUGCGAGCGGUGCGGAACGGUGCCGACUGCAGCAACAGGCGGAGGAGUUGCUGCAGGACGUGGCCUGUCCGUCGUUCUUCGACAUGGUGUCCUGCUGGCCGCGAACACCGCCCGGUACGUUGGCGGUGCUGCCGUGCUUUGCCGAGCUGAAGGGCGUGCAGUAUGAUAGCUCACAAAACGCGACCCGUUUCUGCAACGUCGACGGUACCUGGGACAACUACACCGACUACGAUCGCUGCGAGCAUCUCGAACAGCCGCCACCGCUGCCCAGCUUCGAGCCGGAAAUUGAGCUACCGACGCUGAUCUACUUCGUCGGCUACUCGAUCAGCCUGGCCGCGCUGGUGCUGGCCGUCGCCGUGCUGGUGUAUUUCAAUAACUACUCUGCCCGCAGGGAUCUGCGCUGCUUGCGGAACACGAUACACGUCAACCUGUUCCUCACCUACAUCAUGUCGUCGAGCCUGUGGAUACUGAUCCUUUCGCUGCAGAUUACCGUAAAGCUGGAAGUGGCAGGAUGCAUAUUUCUCGUAACGCUCUUUCACUACUUCAGCACAACUAACUUUUUCUGGAUGCUGGUGGAAGGGCUCUACCUUUACAUGCUGGUUGUGCAGACGUUUUCCGGUGACACGUUACGCUUUCGGAAGUACGCCAUCAUUGGGUGGGGAGGCCCACUGAUCUUCGUUGGAGCUUGGGCCAUCGCAAAGCCUUUCUUUGGCAGUGUCUCGAAUUUGGAACAUCCUAGUAAACUCGAAAUAGAAUGCUCCUGGAUGCGUGAAUCUCACAUCGAUUGGAUCAUCCAGGGCCCGUCCUGUGCCGUGCUGGUUAUCAAUCUCAUCUUCCUGCUGCGCAUCAUGUGGGUGCUGAUCACGAAGCUGCGCUCGGCGAACACGGUCGAAACGCGCCAGUACCGGAAAGCCUCGAAAGCGCUGCUCGUGCUGAUACCGCUGCUGGGCAUAACCUACCUCAUCGUCAUCUACGGCCCGGUCGAGGGUGUCGGCAGCCACAUAUUUGCCAUCACGCGGGCCAUUCUUCUUAGCACGCAGGGGUUCGUCGUGUCCCUCCUCUACUGCUUCCUAAACUCCGAGGUGCGCCAAACACUGCGCCAUCACUUCUAUCGCUGGCGGGACGAACGGAACAUCCUUUCCGGCAAGGUGAACAAUCAUCACCGCAGACCGACAUUCAGCAAGGACAACUCACCCCGCUCGCGGACCGAAAGCACACGAACGGUCGAGUACAGCAUCGUCACCAUGAAGCAUUCGUGCGUGCUGAGAGAUUAAACGUUGAUUGCAAGUCGCGUCGUCUGGACACACAUGAGAUUCAAUCAAACAAUUUAUCAACGAAGUUAAACACGAGAAAAAGAAAAAACCGUCUUAAUUUUUUUAUUAGCUGCCACUUCAAUUAUAAUGUAUAAUUAGUAUAUUUAGCAGGUUCAGAAGUGCAUGUCCAGUUAGAAGGAAAAAUAAACUUUUCAAAUAGUAAUUUAAACUUUUUAAAAUAGAGAGAGACAUAUAAACGAAUCUUAAAUAUGAAACAUGAAAUAAAACGAAAAAUUCAAGCGACCUUAUUGUAGAAACCAUUACCACCUUUUAUAUUUACAUAUGAACUAGCUUUAAGCUAGAAGAAAUUAGUAAGUGGAAGUUUAACAUCUUAAAAAUAGUUAAAUACAUCUAGCCUGUGAAGAUCUUUCCUUUUAUAUAACCAUAUUCCGCAUGGCUUAAACGCUUCCACAAUUCGCAGUCCCUUGCGUUUUCAUUUUCUCUCAUUUAUCCCAGCUCCGUCCUCCCGUAUCACCACCUCCAUGUGUUGAUCUGACAAACUGUUCACGUUCUCGUUAUAUCAUGAUAAUUAAAGCUGCAUUAAAUAAUUACUACCAGCACACCAAAAACUCACUAAUAACCAAUUUCUUCCUCUUCCCUUCUUUCUCUCUGUUCCAUUCUUCCAAUCUUUUUUUUUCUUUUCACCCCCAUCCAGGUUUUCCCAGUUUUCCCGACCAGAGUCGAUGAAUUUUCCACCCGUCCCAUGAGCGUAAAGCCGUUACGGUAUUGAUGAAAUGUUUGCUACACAGUUUUCACUAAUCGAAAAAAAACAGCAACAGAGCAUGCUGUGAGCGACCUGCUGAGAUGGGAUGAGGAAUUCAAUGAACGAAAACGAUACGCGGUCACUAAAGAUAAUAAAGAAAGGGAGAGAGUGAGAGAGAAAAGAGAGAGAAGUAGAAGAGAAAGAGCUUGGCUAGAAAGAGAAGGAAAAGGUAAACUAAUUAAAUCAAGGGAAAUAAAUAAUACCGAUGAACAGAAAAAAAUACACACAGACUCAGUUUCGAUGUAAACAAUUUGCCAUUUCUCUAGAUGUAAACAAAGUGUGUAUGUGAGUGUGAGUUUGUGAGAAUGAGCAAAGGGAGAGAAAGAGCUUGUGGAAAGGUGGUUGGGAGUAAACCAGAUCAACCUUCAUCUACCGAGGUGAUAAAGUUUUUUUUUGUUAUUUUCACUAGCAAGCGGUUAGCGUUUAUCGAUGUUGAAAGGUGAAAAACAGCUUUGCUCGAAUCCGAGAAUCAGCCAGACGGACGUGAAGUAUGCAUUUAAAACAGAGAUUAAACUAUGUAAGAAAGAGAGGCUCGUACAUAUAUUAAACUAUUUAGUACGACUAGGUAUAAAAUUGCAAGAGCAGAGCAGAACAAUGCCAACAACAACUCUAUGUGUCAAACAGCUCUGUGUGUAUGUGUGUGUGUCAGGAAAUGUACUGGUAACAAACAAACAAACAGGCGUUAUAUUGUAAGAGAUGUCUCUAUCUGAAACUGGUUAUUCUCGAGGUCAUGCCAUGAACAGUUUUUGAAUGUAUUUUUGCUGUAAAUAGAAUACCAAAUAUAUGAAAUCUCGAUGUACUAAAA
This is a messenger RNA of Anopheles gambiae (African malaria mosquito), 4554 nucleotides long. Its product is annotated as diuretic hormone receptor. Gene Ontology annotation, cellular component: plasma membrane. The record is from RefSeq and is a predicted model, not a curated record. Lineage: Eukaryota; Metazoa; Arthropoda; Insecta; Diptera; Culicidae. Gene Ontology annotation, molecular function: diuretic hormone receptor activity; peptide hormone binding; G protein-coupled peptide receptor activity. Gene Ontology annotation, biological process: adenylate cyclase-modulating G protein-coupled receptor signaling pathway; cell surface receptor signaling pathway. The transcript is spliced from 11 exons. The coding region runs from base 1523 to 2947 and encodes 474 amino acids.